AUGUCUGAAAAAACUGGCAAUAAUCGGAAGAAACCCAAGACGGACAAUCUGGGAGGGCUUAGAUCUGCUCAAGCGCCCCAAUCGGCGCCCCAGAAUGGUUCGUUCCACCGUGGAACAACACGAUCCUUGAAGGCAUGUCUACUCUGCAGAAAACAGAAAACCAGAUGUUUUCGUUCUUCUUCCAUCGCUGUCAGUUGCUUACGGUGCUUAGGACUCAACAGAGAGUGCUCACUUGAGACAGAGUUUAAAGCUGCGCAUCCCAAUGUUCGCUUGAUCGAUGGAAUUCCUGAGGACCUCUAUACUGAAGCUCCACCUGUGAUUGGAGGAGUCCCCAACGAGCAGGCCGUCAACAUGGCGCUUGGAGACACAAAGCGAAAACUAGACCUCAUUUAUUCGGGAGUUUCGGAGCUUUUGCUGCUCAUGAAGGGAGAAAAUAAUGAGCCCCGCGGCCCUAUUCUAGAAAGAGACGUCAAACUCCUCUUGGAUGCAGCGUCUACAAUGAAGAAGACGUCCCUUCCGUCUACCCCCAACUUGUUUCUUGAUACACAUGGGUCAACACCUGGCGGCUCUAGGGGUUUGCAAGGACACAUUCCGAAUCUCAUGGCUGGACAGCGCUCGGGGCACCAUGACGAUUCCCUGAUUGAUACCGAGGCUAUGCUUUUUCUGUCCCCACCUACCUCAUUCAAAACAUCACCCUAUUGUGCCAUUUCAGGACUUGUGCAAAACAUCCCGAGGCCAAUAUCUAAGCUACUUAAUCUUUCCACAGUCAAUCAGAAUGGCCGUAAGGCCUUUUUUGACGUGGACUUCGAUAUUAUUACUAGCGGAGUCUUGACCGAGCUUGAGGUUAUUGAUCUCAUGACCGAUUUUCGGUCCAAUUAUGGACGAUGGGUGCUGUUUCUGCCGCACACUUCCACAGAGGAGCUAGUCAAACAAAUCAGAACGAAAUCGUCAUUACUUCUCACCACAUGUUGUUGUCUCUCGAUGAGAUACUCGCUCAAUCUGAAGCUCAGUCCUGGCGAUAUCGACAAUCAUCGCAGGAAGAAGGACACCUAUAAAUUAGUAAUGAGACAAUUGGUGAAGGAUCUUGACAAGUCUUUGCUUAAGUAUGCGUCAUUUCAAGGGUCGUCUAACUUUUCCGGGGAUAUAGAGUUUCUUCAGGCCAUUGUGAUUUUAUCAAUCUACUCAUUGUCUCUUUCGUCAAUCGUCACGAAUACAGUAGAUCCUGACUCGUUGGUUGAUGAGGACUUGAACCUACGUGACCUCAAUCUCGAUUCGUGGUACCUUUCUGGUCUUGGUUUGUCUACUUUCAUUUCAAAGGCGAAUUUUGGUACACUCUUCCAUUCGAUCAAUUCCGAAAAUGAUCUAUCUCCCAAUUUCACAGUUCUUUUCAAUAGACUUGACUCAAAUGAGGAUCAAAAAUUGACUGUACUUCGAAUUUACAAUCAUCUUAUAUUGAUUCAUUUGGUAAGCUGUGUAUUCAGCGGUCGAAUGUGUAUUGUGGAUGAAAUCAGACUCAACUAUUGCAUGUCUUCAUUGAGUCUUCCAAGUGCUACCAAUUUUGACGGCCGGAUGGUCAGCGAAAUCGGAAUUCUUCUCAUCACCUAUAAUUUUAUUCAGGUGAAUCAAGCUUCAAACAACAGUAAGGAUUUGAGUCACAUAGAAGCAAACUUACUUAAUGUCAGAGAGGAGAUCACUGCCUGGUAUGAACAAUGGGACUAUUUGUUCACUCAACCUGCGCUUCAAUUUGUGGAGUUCUGCUAUCAUUUCUGUUACAUUUUGAUUUACAUCAACUAUAUUUAUUCCAAACUACUUGUCGCCUCCAAAAUUUCCAUGGCUACCGAUUUUUUCCAUCCUGACAUCAUCGAAGAUAUUUUGCAAUACGCUGAUAAGGCAUCGAUUGUCCAAAUCGUGUCUCACGCGUAUGUGUUGGUUAAAUUCAUUCUGACUGUUGAAGACGAUUCGUACUUCGCUUAUCUUUCUGACCAAAUUCAUUUCUGCUUCUUCUUUGGAGCACUCACUUUGAUGAGAAGUCUCAGAUUUCUCAGGACAAAUGACAAGCUUCACUACUUGAGCAGUGCUGAAGCGAGAUCGAACGGUUUGAGCGAACAAAGUUGGAAAAAGUCUUUAAAUGGGGUCUUCUUGUUGAUUGAGAAGUACGAAAGAGUGGCUCAAGACAAUCCUGAUGAUAUCAUCACAAAAUAUAAGAGCGGGUUGAUGGAAUGCCUACAUGUGCUGUUUCCUGGAGUCACUUUUGAAGGGAUGGAACAAGAAAUCGAUCCAAACUAG
Messenger RNA from Sungouiella intermedia, 2286 nucleotides. The record is from the annotation of a GenBank genome assembly. Lineage: Eukaryota; Fungi; Ascomycota; Pichiomycetes; Serinales; Metschnikowiaceae.